AUGAAGCUAGCUGAGAGAAGAAAUGCGAUAUUCCUCUCUCCCACCAUUUCAAUUUUCCUUCUCAUCAUAAUUUCAUUGGCACCGUAUUCCACUCUCAGCAUCAGAUUUCCAGAUCAGAUCUCCGAAAUUUCAAAUGAGCCAUCCAAUCAGCCUUUGAAAACAGCCAUUUUCGCCCUUGGCAGCUUCUGGAGGUCGGAGGCAGUCUUUGGAUGCUUGGACGGCGUUGUACGAACCACCGCCGGUUAUGCCGGCGGAUCAAAAGUGAAUCCGGAGUACCGAAGCUUGGGCGAUCACGCCGAGAGUGUGCAGAUUGAAUAUGAUCCCAGGAGUAUUAGUUUUAGACAACUAUUGGAGGUGUUCUGGACUAGUCAUGAUUCUAGGCAAGUAUUUGGGCAAGGGCCCGAUGUGGGUAAUCAAUACAGGUCUAUAAUAUUUACUGAUGGAACUGAAGAGUCUGGAUUGGCUGCUCAGAGUAAAGAAAGGGAGCAAACAAGGUCAAAGAUCAGUGUGGUGACCACACAAAUUCAACAGCUGGGAACAUUUUACCCUGCAGAGCCCGAACAUCAGAAAUUUGAGCUCAAACGGAAUCCAUUCCUUCUUCAGUUGAUUGGGAACUUGCCUGCAGAAGAGCUCGAGAGAUCUAGCCUUGCAGCAAAACUUAAUGGAUAUGCAGCUGAGCUUUGCCCACCAAGAAUGCAAAGGCAUAUUGAUGCCAAGAUCAAUGACAUUUUAAGGAAAGCGGCGGUGGUGGAAGGAGAUUUUCCGAUAACUAUAGAUGUAGGCGCUUCUGUAACUGAUGUGGAGGAAGCAAAAUUGAAUGGACUAGCAAGGAAUCGAGGAAAGAAGGGACAACUGAAAUCACUUGCUGGGGAUGCAUGGGGGAAACUUAUUUCUCAAUCCUCGCAGAGGCAAGAACCAUAUUGCACUGGAGCUGAGAAAAAUGUAGAUGAAGGCAGUGAAGAAAAGCAAAAGACACAAGACGCCACUAGUGACGGAGGCGUACUCGCUGAAGUCGUUGAAGCCAUGGCUGAGUGUGGUUCGUCUAAUUCAGUACAUGCUCCAUAA
Messenger RNA from Fraxinus pennsylvanica, 1065 nucleotides. NCBI's taxonomy places the organism in Eukaryota, Viridiplantae, Streptophyta, Magnoliopsida, Lamiales, Oleaceae. The record is from the annotation of a GenBank genome assembly.